AUGUCGUCUACAAUAAACAUGAUGUCAACUCAAGUAGCUAUGUUUUGUUCCUCAGAUGCAGUUAGUAACUUUUGGUGUCUUGAGACAUUAGGUAUUCGUGACCCAAUAGAAACGAAGACAAAACAAGAGGCAAGAUUAGAGGUACUGGCAAACUUUGAGGAGAAUGUGUCGGUUAACGACGAGGGUCGUUAUGAAGUAUUUUUGCCGUGGAAGGUAGGUCAUAAUGAAUUAUUAAAUAACUACGAUUUAGCUUAUCGACGUCUACAGUCAGUAACGAAAAAAUUACAAUCGUCUGACAUCUAUGAGAGCUAUGAUAAAGUGUUUGAUGAAUGGCUUAACCUCGGCAUUAUAGAGAAAGUUACGAACCCAGAUGAACACAAAGGUUCAUCACAUUAUUUACCUCAUAGACCAGUCAUUAAAGAAGAAAGUCUCACGACUAAAAUUCGACCGGUAUUUGACGCGUCGGCUAAAGACAAAUAUGGUAAGUCGCUGAAUAUAUGUCUUGAUACUGGCAUCAAUAUGCUGGAUAAAAUACCUAAGCUACUGAAUGGAUUUAGGAAAGGAGGAAUAGGAAUUACAGCAGAUAUAGCUAAGGCUUUUUUACAAAUAUCGAUUACACCUUUAGAUAGAGAUAUGUUAAGAUUUUUAUGGUGGGAUAAGGAUAAUAAAUUAAUCACUUUUAGACAUCGUAGAGUAGUUUUUGGUUUAACAUGUAGCCCAUUUUUAUUAUCGGCUACGAUACAACAUCAUCUCAAUAACGUCAGUAAUUACAAUCGAGAUACAGCAGAUAUAUUAUCUGAGUGUUUUUAUGUAGAUAAUGUAGUCACUAGUUUGGAUAGUGAAGAAGAUGUAUGGAGAUUCGAAAAGGAGGCUAAAGUCAUUAUGAAUCAAGCCAAGUUUGAUCUUAGACAAUGGGUUAUAUCUCCUACGUCACAUAAAAAUACAGACAAGGUUAUUUCGGUUUUAGGACUCCAUUGGCAUACAUCAAGCGAUACAUUUAGUUGUAAUAUGUCAUCAUUUUGUGACUUAAAUAAAAUUGUUGUUACUAAACGAAGUCUAUUAUCUAUAGCUCAAAAAAUUUAUGAUCCUAUUGGUUUUACAUCAGCUGUUACAUUAAUACCUCGACUUAUCCUUCAGGAGACAUGGUGUCGCAAUUUGGAAUGGGACAGUCCUCUGCCUAGUGAUUUAAAUGAAAAAUUUGAAUUAUGGUGUACAAGUUUAUGCCAACUUAAACAUUGUAAGAUUCCUAGGCGACUUACAGAAGGUCCAUUUUCUGAAUGUAUAUUACAAUUACAUAUGUUUUGUGACGCCAGCAGUAAUGCAUACGCUGCAUGCAUAUUCUUAAGGUCUGACUAUAAAGGCAAAAUAACAAUACGAUUGAUUUCAGCGAAAUCAAGAAUUGCACCUCCUAAAAAACCAUCUAUUCCACGUUUAGAACUGUUAGCUGCAUUAAUUGGAUCAAGAUUAUUGGCAGAGUCACGUAGAGAUUUGAAAUUAGAAUGUGAGGAAUAUUGCUGGACUGAUUCAAAUGUAGCAUUGUGCUGGAUUAAAAAGGAACUACAAUGGAAUACGUUUGUAGGUAACAGAGUUAGAGAAAUACGGAAGAAUACUGAUGUUAAUAAUUGGUUUCAUAUUCCAGGAAAUUCUAACUGGGCUGACUUACCAUCGCGAGGAUGUGAUGCUGCAAUUCUAUUGACUUCUGGUUGGCUGGAAGGUCCGCAAUGGCUGAAAUCGGAAAAUAAUAAAUGGAUAAACUUACCUGUUUCCGUAGAUAAUGAAGAAGUAAACCGCGAGCUGAAAAAAUCAACAAUUUGUAGUACUAACAUAUGUUCAGAAGAAAUAGUAACAAAUAAAUGGUUUUCUUACUUUUCUAAGUAUAACAAAAAUAUAAGGAUGAUGGCAUGGAUACUUAGAUUUUUAUACAACACUCGAAAUGAAACAAAGUUAAAGGGAGAUUUAAGUUAUAUAGAAUAUGAGGAAAGCGAAAGAAGAAUCUUCAAGCUUAUUCAAGUAGAAAGUAAAGAAUUUAUUAAAAGUAAAAUUAAGGGAAUAAGUCAUUUUUAUGACAAGAAUAAUUUAAUAAGAACAAAAACAAAGCUUUUACUUACCGACUUUCCAGAAAGCACGAAGUAUCCAGUUAUACUACCAGCGAGGAAUAUUUUAAUAUAUAGACUGGUGGAACAAAGACACGCUCUGUUGCAACACGCUGGAUUAAAUACCGUGUUAGCUGAUUUACGCAGUAAGUACUGGAUUAUAGGUGCUAGACAAUUAGUAAAGGCAAUAAUUUCACGUUGCUGUGUAUGUAAACGCUACAGAGCCAAACAUGUACAGGUAUCGACUGCUCCAUUACCUGUAGAGCGUACACGUUGUUCUGCUCCUUUUGAAAUUACUGGUGUAGAUUUAGCUGGACCACUGAUUUUACGCGAUGGACAAAAGUGCUGGAUCGUAUUGUAUACAUGUGCAGUCUAUAGAGCUGUACAUUUAGAAGCAACCAGAUCACUCUCGACUGAAGCAUUUAUGAUGACCUUUCGUCGGUUCAUAGCUCGACGAGGAAGAGUCAGCAUUAUGAUGAGUGACAAUGGUACAAAUUUUGUCGGAACAAAAAAUUUACUAUCAGAAAUAGACUGGACAAAAGUUGAACAAGAUUCUGUUAUACAGGGUAUAAAAUGGAAACUUAAUGCACCUACUGCUGCGUGGUGGGGUGGAUUUUGGGAACGGUUAAUUCGAAUUUUGAAGGAUUUAUUGAAAAGAGUAUUAGGCAAGUCAUCUGUGACAUAUGAAGAGCUUCAAACUAUACUUUGUGAUUGUGAAGCGACGUUAAAUGGACGGCCUUUAACUUAUAUCGAAGAUGAGAAAAGUAAUUCGUUAGAACCAUUAAAACCCAUACACUUUUUACAACCCAUACUACAAUCUGAUGUCACAGAUUUAGACGAAUUAGACAGAAAUAGUUUAAAUAAAAGAUUGAGAUUUAUACAAAAAUUAAGAGAAGAUUUCCGACAAAGGUUUAAAACUGAAUAUUUGACGACAUUGGUUCAGAAAGGUAAAGAAAAGACAAAUGACUUGAAAAUAGGUGACGUUGUAUUGAUCGAGACUGAUGAAAAAAGGAUUAAAUGGCCAUUAGGUGUGGUGACAAAUAUUUUCACAGGUCGAGAUCAAGUUUGUAGAACGGCUCAACUAAAAACUUCAACGGGGUUGAAAAUACGACCUUUCCAAAAACUAUAUCAAUUAGAAGUUAGUGAUCCUUCGGUAGUAUUGUCUCGUCCAAGGUCGGAGAAUGGUGAUAGUAAUAUAGAGGUAUCGAGGUCGGUAAAUAAUGUUGUUCCUAUUUCCACACAGGUUGGGCAGACUACUCGUACGGGUCGACACAUAAAGAUUCCAAGUAGGUAUUUGUUGUAA
Achroia grisella is the source of this 3396-nucleotide messenger RNA. RefSeq lists its product as uncharacterized. Gene Ontology annotation, biological process: DNA integration. The transcript has a single exon. Lineage: Eukaryota; Metazoa; Arthropoda; Insecta; Lepidoptera; Pyralidae. Gene Ontology annotation, molecular function: nucleic acid binding. The coding region runs from base 1 to 3396 and encodes 1131 amino acids. The record is from RefSeq and is a predicted model, not a curated record.